AUGGAUUUCCCGACUGGAAACCGGAAAUCUCACGUUGCCGCUCCGCCCGUUGUGGACCAACGUGUCGAGUAUAUAAGCGUUCUCGACGAUGACCCGGACAAAUUUAUGGUAACCCCCACGGGCAACUGUUCCACGUCGGCGGCGUUAUGUUUACAGUUUCUGACACAUGUCGCCAAUCUUGCCGUCGACAGCGCUAUGAAAGGCGUGGCGCCGGAACCAGUGUAUACGACAGCAGGAACUGCAGUUCAGAUGCACCCAGCUAUGUCAUCAUGGCCGAGUUCGCCUGCAGUAGCACCCAAAUUCAGCUCAUACGUUGAAGCCGGAAGCAACGUGCGAGGUCUCAACUCACCAACACUUCAUCCAGGGUCAUUCGAACCUUAUUUGGCUCCAAAUACUUAUCGCCUCUACAGUAUGCGCUUUUGUCCAUAUGCUCAGCGUAUGGUAAUCUAUGUGGCAAAGAAGAAUUUACCGGUUCUGCUAUUGACAACUGAGUUAGUGUAUGGAAUCGGAAAUGAGGUAAUAUGGGAAUCAAAAGUACUCGCUGAAUACCUUGACGAAGUGUUUCCCACGACAUCGGUACUUCCACGGGAUCCAUUCGAAAAAGCACAACAAAAGGUUAUCGCCGAACGCCUCUCACCGCUGAUGAACGUUUUAUUCGACUUGUUCAACUCGAAUACGCCCGCAGCCCAACGCAAAACCGACAACUCUUUGCAUUCGGCGCUCCGUGGCGCCGAAGCUUUGCUUAAAGAUAGUUUUUACGGAGGUCGAACACCAGGAUUCCCUGACUACAUGCUAUGGCCAUUUCUGGAACGACUUGAGCUCAUCACGCUCUCUCCUUAUACACAAUUC
Ostertagia ostertagi is the source of this 849-nucleotide messenger RNA. The record is from the annotation of a GenBank genome assembly. NCBI's taxonomy places the organism in Eukaryota, Metazoa, Nematoda, Chromadorea, Rhabditida, Trichostrongylidae.